AUGAAGUCCAUUUUAGGGUUUUUACCCCUCCUGUGUCUCAUUUGGGCCCCUGCACCGCGCAGUAGCGCAGCAGCAGCGCAGCAGCAGCAGCAGCAGCAGCAGCAGCAGCAGCGGCUGUCUUUCCUGCAUGCCAGGCGCGAGCGACCCAGGGGCCCCCAGAGGCCCCCCGAGAGGCCCCUCGAGCCUCACCAGCUCUUCCAGAGGCCCCAAAGAAGGGUAAGGGGGGGGGGGCCCCUGCAGCAGCAGCGGCGGGGGCAGCAGCGGCAGCCUGCGAGAGUGGUGCAAAGGGCCCCUGCUGCUGCUGCUGCUGCUGCUCCUGCUGCUGCUGCUGCUGCGGGCAGACGCCGGCAGCUCGGGCGCGCAAGGGCCCCCGAGACCCCAGUGCCACUGGGGCCCCAGCAGGGGCCCUAUGGGCCCCUCAGGGGGCCCCUCAGGGGCCCCUAUGGGUACCGGGGGGGCCCCCAAGGACCCCUCUGGGGGCCCUCUGAGUACCGCUUGCAGCAGCAGGUUCCUGCUGCUGCUGCUGCUGUCCCCGUUGAGCAGCAGCUGCUGCCAUCUGAACCGGAGGGCCCUGCGCGCGAGCAGCCAGCAGGAGCAGCAGCAGCAGCAGCAGCAGCGCCUUUCGCUGCUGCCCCUGCUGCUGCUCCUGCCGCAGCAGCAGCUGCUGCUGCUGCCUGGCAGACUGAGGCGGUGCUGCAGGAGCUGUCUGCUGCUGCGUCGCAGCUGCUGCGGCUGCCGGGCCGCGAAGCAGAAACCGAACCCGCAGCAGCAGCAGCAGCAGCAGCAGCAGCAAGCCUGCGGGCGCUGCAGCACUUGGCGCUGCCGGACUUGAGCAGCCCCACACUUUCUGCUGCAGCAACUCUGACUUUUGCUGAAGUUUCUUCUGUCCCCGAGAAGCAUUUGCUGCUGCGAAAAGUACCCUUUUAUAAUCGGGGGCCCCUCCACCAGGGGCCCCUUGCUGCAGCAUUUGAGUUGGAGGCUGCGGGGGCCCCCCUGAGUACCCUUUACGGGGGCCCCCUGCACCUGCGGCUGCCCUUUGGGCCGCUGCUGCUGCUGCAGCGCAGCAGCAGCAGCACGGAAGAGCCCCCCGGGCUUCCUGCUGCAGUGCUGGCAGCAGCAGCAGCAGCAGAACAGCACACGCAGCGGGCGCUGCGGCUGCUGCAGCGGCUGCAGCUUCGUGCAGCAGCAGCAGGGGUCCCUGCAGCAGCAGCAGCAGCAGCUUCCGCGCUGCUGCUGCCGCUUUUUGCUGCUGAAGUCUCCAGAUUUUCCCAAAACUUUGCAUGGACAAAACUUUUUGUCUUUUCUCCGCAUGCAACUUUAACUCCUUCUUUUGCAUGCACUUUGCAUGCGCUUUUGGGGCUGCCAGCCCCAAAAGGGCCCCACAAACCCCACACUGCAGCAGCACCGCUGCAUGCACUGCCUUUGCAUGCGCAUGCAAGUACCCAGGGGCCCCUUUCGGGGGCCCCCCUGGCCGGCCAGGGGCCCCCGGGGGCCCUCCCACUUCCUGAAGAGUCUGAAGAGGGGGCCCCCGUGCUGCUGUCAGCAGCAGCAAGAGAGCAUGCAGCGCUGCGGCUGCUGCAUGCAGUUUCGCAGCUGCAUGCACUGGGGCUUUCUUUUGGGGCUUUGUCUUUGGAGUCUGCUGUAGUGACACCUCGGGGAGAAGUUUAUCUUUCCGAUCUGGAGGCCACUCUAGCAGCAGGAGACAGAGUGCCCUGCGCAGCAGCAACAGCAGCAGCAGCAGCAGCAGCAGGGACUGCAGCAGCAGCGCCGCUCUGCGUCCUCGAGCAGCAGCAGCUGCAGCAGCAAAUCCGGCACGAGUCCCUGCAGCUGGCUUUUCUUAUUUUCCAAGUUUUGACUCAUGGCCAAAUGCCUUUUGGUUUAGAAAGGGAUUUAACUCCCACUGAGGCCUUGCAGGCGCUGCAGCAGCAGCAGCAGCAGCAGCAAGAGCAGCAGCAGCAGCAAGAGCAGCAGCAGGAGCAGGAACAGGAGCAACAGGAGCAGCAACGGGAGCAGCAGUCGGAAGAGGAGCAGCAGCAGCAGCAACCGCAGCUGCUGCAGCUGCAGCAGGUGCUGCUACCGCAGCCGGCGCAACCACUGCAGCAGCAGCAGCAGGUGCUGGAGCAGCAACAGCAGAUGCAGCUGCAGCAGCAGGUGCAGCAGCAGCAGGUGCAGCAGCAGCAGGAGGUGCAGCAGCAGCAGCUGCUGCUGCAGGAGCAGGAACGGGUGGCGGAGCAGCAGCAAGAGGCGCUGCAGCGGCAGCAGCAGCAGCAGCAGCAGCUGCUGCUGCAGCAAGGAGACCUUUGCCAGUUCGCAGGAGUGUCUCCUGAAACUCUUGCUGCUGCAGUCAAGACACAAGACACGGGGGGCCCCGCGGGGGGCCCCUCGGGGGGCCCCUCGGGGGGCCCCCCGGAGGGCCCCUGGGUACAGUGUCUGCUGUCUUUGUUGGGGUGUGGGGCCCCACAGUUGACAGCAGUGGAAGCUGUUGAAGUUUAUUUUCCUCAAGUUCUUUUAUUUAAAUAA
This is a messenger RNA of Eimeria tenella, 2520 nucleotides long. RefSeq lists its product as uncharacterized. The record is from RefSeq and is a predicted model, not a curated record. Bases 1 to 2520 code for a protein of 839 amino acids. NCBI's taxonomy places the organism in Eukaryota, Apicomplexa, Conoidasida, Eucoccidiorida, Eimeriidae. The transcript has a single exon.